Andrographis paniculata is the source of this 463-nucleotide messenger RNA. RefSeq names its product protein RADIALIS-like 6. Gene Ontology annotation, molecular function: DNA-binding transcription factor activity. The record is from RefSeq and is a predicted model, not a curated record. The transcript has 2 exons. Lineage: Eukaryota; Viridiplantae; Streptophyta; Magnoliopsida; Lamiales; Acanthaceae. The coding region runs from base 83 to 346 and encodes 87 amino acids.
AUACACAUAUAUAUGUAUGCCACAUAUCAUUGCAAUUUCUGUACAUUUAAAUUCUUGGCAUUGAAUUCGAACCAGUCAAAGAAUGAGCUGGACGACGAAACAGAACAAGGUGUUCGAGGAUGCCCUGGCGACGUUUGACAAGGAAAGGCCCGACUGCUGGCAGAAUCUUGCCCGGGCUGUCGGUGGCAAGACCGUGGAUGAAGUUAAGUGCCACUAUCAGAAACUUGUCCAAGAUAUCGACCACAUCGAGGCCGGGAAGAUCCCAUUGCCGGCCUAUGGAUCAUUUUCCGACUACAAGAAGAUGACAGAUGAUCAGGAACAAAGGCUCAAGUCUUUGAAGAUUUAAUAAAACAACCUUAUAUGAUCGAUCAUACAUAUAAUAUGGCCAUUACUUAUUAACACAAUGUACAUAAUUACAUAUCAUCAGUAAAAGGUGACAUCAAAUUUCAAAUUAGGGCCCAUU